Prorocentrum cordatum is the source of this 631-nucleotide messenger RNA. The record is from the annotation of a GenBank genome assembly. NCBI's taxonomy places the organism in Eukaryota, Dinophyceae, Prorocentrales, Prorocentraceae.
GCGCCCGCGCGCCCGCGCUCCCGGAAUCUCUCUGCGGCGGGCGUUUCGCUGCUCGGGGCCGCAGUCGAGAAGACAGUGGCGGCGUUCCAGGCAGGCGUGGGCGCAGAUGCCGACGGGGCUGCGGACCUUCGACGCUUCCUGCAGUUGCCGAAGGAGUUCAAGGCUGAAGUCCGCAGGAUGGCGAGGUGGCGCAAGCCGGGCCGUUGCUCCACCCGCAGGCGUCGGGGGAUUACCUGCGACAGGAAGCAGCCCGGGCGCGUCCGUGGCCUUCGCGGCGUCUGGGCCGUCAAGGUCCGAGCGCAUUGCCGCCGCUUUCUGAAGCCGCUCAGGGUUGAAGGCCUGCGGGCCCGGCGGUCGGCGGCGCUGGCGAUCCGCUCCGCGGGCGUGCCCGUUCAAUCGGGCGCCGUGCCUGUGGAGCACUCGUGGGAGUGUCUCAAAGGGAUGCUCCCGCGAGGCGCCCGCGCAGUAUCGCUUCGCUGGUUCAAUGUCUUCAGCCAGCUCGCUUUCUUGAGGUUCAAUAGCCGGCGCUGCGGGGCGGGGUGCCUGCCCGCGUGGGCAGAGCGGGGCUCCCUCUUGGCCCAGCGCUUGGAGAUCGUCGUCAUGCUCGGAGUUGAGCUCGACGAGACGGAAG